AUGUGGACGUAUGUGUCAGGCCAAGUUUUAGCAACUCUCCACUCACUCCUCCCGACGCGCCCCGGACUGUGCCAAGUUCUCGCACAGGCUGAAAGGCGCGUGCGCACACCUACAUCCCCGGGAGGCCCCUGGGCGGCAGCUUCCGGAUUGCGCACGCGCGGUGUGCGGCGGUCGCCAUGGAGACGCGUGGCGCUGGCCGGGCGCUUAGCUCCUGCGGCCGCGGGCUCGGCGGCGGGGGUCUUGGGCUGUCCCUGGCGCGGGUGGCGGCGCGGAGGGCGAAUGGACUGCCGCGGUGGAGCGGGGGCGUCGGGGUACGGCGAAGAGGGCGAGGACGACGAGGACGACGACGAGGAGCGAGAGGGUGGCACUGCGGGCUUUCAGGGCGCCAAACUGCCCCCCAUCGCAGGCAGCGCCUCAGAACUGAACAAACGGAAGGUGAAGAAGAAAAAGAAGAAGAAGACGACCAAGGGGUCCGGCAAGGGGGACGAUAAACAUCAGAGUCCAGGCCUGAAGAGUCAGCAGCUGUCCUCAUCCUUUCACCACAUCUUAAGUCCCAGCAAAGAUCAUGGCCCCAGGCAAGAGCACAAACAGGACAAAGGUGAAAACUGGCCCAUCCCCCCUUACUCCUCCACUGUAAGUCUCCCCCAUUCUGCUGAAAUAGAAGAGAACCUCUCCAACCAGAUCAACGAAAGCCUGCGUUGGGACGGAAUUCUCGCAGACCCAGAGGCCGAAAGAGAAAGGAUUCGCAUAUACAAGCUGAACCGGAGGAAGCGGUACCGGAUUUUGGCCCUCAAGGGCUUCCACUCUGACCUGGGUGGCCAGGAGAACCCCGAGAACCUGCCGUACCUCCCGGAUAAAGAGAGCAGCACCGAGGGCAGGCCCAGCCACGGCUUGGAAGGAAGCCUCACGCCCAGGCUGCUGCGCUCUGAUCUGGCUGCCGCUCUGCCAGAGUGA
Messenger RNA from Neomonachus schauinslandi (Hawaiian monk seal), 954 nucleotides. RefSeq names its product chromosome 15 C17orf97 homolog (gene LIAT1). Bases 1 to 954 code for a protein of 317 amino acids. The record is from RefSeq and is a predicted model, not a curated record. Lineage: Eukaryota; Metazoa; Chordata; Mammalia; Carnivora; Phocidae. The transcript has 2 exons. Gene Ontology annotation, biological process: protein arginylation.